UUUCCUCCUUUUCAAGCACCUAAUUGUUUAUGUUGUAUGGAUCCAAAAUAUUCACCCUACUAUGCUCUACUAUUACAAAAACCUUUCAUAUUUAAUUCAACAGGUCCCAUAAUGUUUUCCACUUACUGCUACUGAAGAGUAUGGCAGCUCUGAUCACUAAGCUAUUCUUCCUUUUCUCCUUAUUCUUAAUCUUUGUCCCUUUACUUGCCCAUAACAACAACAAACUAGUUAGCUGUGAAAACAACAAUUCUGCUGAAUCAUUAAACUAUGUAUGCAACCACAUUGCAUCAGAAAAUCAGUGCACUACCUUCGUGAUUCUUCGCACGAAUGCUUACUAUUCUUCCCUCUACAAUCUCAGCUACUACUUGGGAUUGAACCGCUUCACGAUUGCAGAAGCGAAUGGCUUUUCUCCUGAAACUGAAUUCCUUCCAAACAACCAGCCUCUGUUACUUCCUAUUAACUGCAAAUGUGCAGAAAAAAGUAGAGUUUUCCAGGCCGAACUGAUAAAAACCACUGCAGCAGGUGAGAGUUUACAUGGGAUUGCAGACUCUCUUGAAGGCUUAACCACUUGCAAAGCUAUUCAACAGAGCAAUGUUGCUGUCCCGCCCUCGAAUCUUCUAGAGAAGAUUAAGAUUUCGGUUCCUGUUCGAUGUGCUUGUCCGACGAAUACUGAGAUCAGUUCGGGUAUCAGACUGUUAGUUUCUUAUGCUGUUAAAGUAGGAGAUUCUGUGUCUUCCUUAGCCACCCAGUUCAAUACCAGUACUGAAGCAAUAAUCAAUGCAAAUAAAAGAUCAGGUAAAAGUGGUUUUCUAAUCAAAGAUCAUUCGUUAUCAGUUUUGAUUCCUCUUAAUCAAAAGCCUCUUCAAGGAUCUCUCUCGAAACCAAGAGAACCCAGUAUAGGAUUUCCAUCACAAAGUAGUGGUAAAGCUUCCAGCAUUCUUAAAAAGAAGAAGAAAAAGAGAAUGAUAAAACUCGGAGUUUCUAUUGGUGUUGUUAGUUUUCUAGUAGUUGCAACUUUUAUGGGUUUUGCUGCAUUUUUCCUAAUCAAAAGGAAGAAAAAGCAACAGGAAAUUCCAACGUGUUUGUCAUCAAAGAUUGUGGAUACUGAGCUACAGCAGCUAAGUUUAAGCAUAAGAACAGUAAGCGAAAAGAAAGUUUCUUUUGAAGGGUCACAGAGUACUUUGGAUGGUCAUGGCGAUGCCACCACCCCACGAAGUACUACUAGUAAGGUAAUGUUGGAGAGCUAUAGUGUCGAGGAGCUUAGAAAGGCAACCGAAGAUUUUGCCUCUCAUAAUCUCAUAGAAGGGAAGGUUUAUCAUGGUCGCGUCAAAGGUAAGGAUUUGGGAAUAAAGUGUACCACAUUGGAUUAUAUCUCCAAAGUGGAUUUAACCCUUUUUCAAGAUGCAAUUCAUAAUCACCCCAACAUAUUGAGGGUACUAGGAACAUGUAUGACAGAUGAAAAAGAUUCAUAUUUGGUUUUUGAGUAUGCCAAAAAUGGAUCAUUGAAGGAUUGGAUUCACAGCGGUUUAGCCAUGAAGAGCCAUUUUAUAGCAUCUUGUUCUUGCUUUCUAACCUGGAGGCAGAGGCUCAGGAUUUGCUUAGAUGUUGCUUUGGCAUUGCAAUAUAUGCACCAUAUAAUGCACCCAAUUUAUGUCCAUCGAAAUAUAAAGAGCAAAAAUAUUUUCCUAGAUGAAGAUUUUAACGCGAAAGUUGGGAGUUUUGGUAUGGCAAAAUGUGUAGAGGAUGAUGUAGAAGAAACAAAAGACAUAGAAUUUAGCUCAAGAAACCCGUCAUCAUGGAACAAGGGGUACUUAGCACCAGAGUAUAUUAAGCAAGGCAUAAAUUCACCAAGCAUUGAUGUUUAUGCUUUUGGGGUGGUUUUGUUAGAAGUAUUAUCUGGGGAAACACCGGUGAUAUGUCCUAAAGAGGGCGAAAUUGUUAUGCUAUCAGAAAAUAUUAAGUCCAUACUUGAAUCAGAGAAUGUGGACGAGUUAAGGGGUUGGGUGGACACGGACUUAGGAGAGAAUUAUUCGUUUGAUGGUGCGAUUGCUUUGGCGACUCUAGCAAGAGCUUGUGUCGAUGAGGAUCCUUUAAUGAGGCCGAGUGCUGGAGAAAUAGUUGAGAAGUUGUCAAGGCUAAUUGAAGAGUCACCUGAAGGAGAUAAAACAUGUUUAAUCAAUGAAAGCUCCUCAAAACCUUUGGUUCUUGCAGCUGUAACCAGUAGUAGUAGUAAUAGUGAUAUCUAAUGUAUGAUAUUCUAUGUUACUAUGUAAUAUGUAUUAUAUUGGAUUCAUGAACAACUCUUACUAAGCUUUGGAGUACAAAAUGUAGGUGCAUAUUUUAUAAUAUAUAAAUAUAUAAUUUCUUAGUCCCUA
Molecule: messenger RNA, 2375 nt
Organism: Beta vulgaris subsp. vulgaris (sugar beet)
Lineage: Eukaryota; Viridiplantae; Streptophyta; Magnoliopsida; Caryophyllales; Amaranthaceae
Product: protein LYK2
Exons: 1
Coding region: 141-2246 (701 amino acids)
Biological process (GO): protein phosphorylation
Molecular function (GO): protein kinase activity; ATP binding
Source: RefSeq, a predicted model, not a curated record